Molecule: messenger RNA, 1685 nt
Organism: Zeugodacus cucurbitae (melon fly)
Lineage: Eukaryota; Metazoa; Arthropoda; Insecta; Diptera; Tephritidae
Gene: Cdk9
Product: cyclin-dependent kinase 9
Exons: 4
Coding region: 207-1433 (408 amino acids)
Biological process (GO): protein phosphorylation
Cellular component (GO): nucleus
Molecular function (GO): cyclin-dependent protein serine/threonine kinase activity; ATP binding
Source: RefSeq, a predicted model, not a curated record
GCGCUGUCACUACUGCCAAAUACAUAAACUGUCAAACAGUAAUUACAUUCUAAAAUAAAUUAGCUCGUUGCUAAAACAUUAUUUAUUAUUUAUUUGUAAAAAAAUUGUAAAAGCUUAAAAGUGUGCAGCUUAAAGAAACAGAAAACGGCAAACAAUCAUAACAAUAUAAAGAAAUUCCUACAACAAGACAAGAGUGGCCAUACAGCAUGUCCUCUCGUGGACGAGAUGAGCACAUUCCACAUCCGCAUUCAAUGCAAUCGACGCCUGGCGUGACUUCAUCUAGUUCCUCGCGUACACUUUCAUUGGCGGAGAAACAGAAAUACAUCGAAGAAUAUGAUUUUCCAUAUUGUGACGAAUCUUCCAAAUAUGAGAAGGUAGCAAAAAUAGGUCAGGGCACAUUCGGUGAAGUGUUUAAGGCACGCGAAAAGAAGGGUAACAAAAAAUUCGUCGCCAUGAAGAAAGUGCUAAUGGAUAACGAAAAAGAAGGCUUUCCUAUUACUGCGCUACGUGAAAUACGUAUAUUGCAACUGUUGAAACAUGAAAACGUAGUGAAUCUAAUCGAAAUCUGUCGUACCAAAGCGACUGCCAGCAACGGCUACCGUUCAACAUUUUAUUUGGUCUUUGAUUUUUGUGAACACGAUUUGGCCGGAUUGUUAUCCAAUAUCAAUGUUAAAUUCAGUCUUGGCGAAAUCAAGAAGGUUAUGCAGCAACUAUUAAACGGUUUAUAUUAUAUACAUAGCAAUAAGAUUCUGCAUCGUGACAUGAAGGCAGCUAAUGUACUUAUUACCAAACACGGCGUGUUAAAAUUGGCUGAUUUUGGUUUGGCGCGUGCGUUUAGCAUACCGAAAAAUGAUGUUAAAAAUCGUUAUACAAAUCGUGUUGUUACAUUGUGGUAUCGACCACCAGAAUUGUUGCUCGGUGAUCGUAAUUAUGGUCCACCUGUAGAUAUGUGGGGUGCUGGUUGUAUAAUGGCUGAAAUGUGGACACGUUCACCCAUUAUGCAAGGCAAUACUGAACAACAACAACUAACAUUCAUUUCUCAAUUAUGCGGUUCAUUCACACCGGAUGUUUGGGCUGGAGUCGAGGAAUUAGAAUUAUACAAACCCUUAGAAUUACCUAAGAAUCAGAAGCGUCGUGUCAAGGAACGCUUGCGACCCUAUGUUAAGGACCCCAAUGGCUGUGAUCUACUUGAUAAGUUGUUAACACUAGAUCCAAAGAAACGUAUCGAUGCGGACACUGCGCUGAAUCACGACUUCUUUUGGACCGAUCCAAUGCCCAGUGACUUGAGUAAAAUGCUUUCGCAGCAUUCUCAAAGUAUGUUCGAAUAUUUGGCACAACCGCGUCGCAGCAAUCAGAUGCGAAAUUAUCAUCAACAAAUGGCGACAAUGAAUCAAAAGCCGCAGGAUAACAGUUUGAUAGAUCGAGUUUGGUAGUUUUUAGUAAUUUUAGUAUGGUUUCGUCGACUCGCGUUGAAUGCCGUAACUACUAAUAUUUGCACCGCAUUUGUGCUACCAUGCGUUGUAUCCGUGGUGUUUUCUUACUUUUCAAUUUAACUCAGAUUUACCAUUAGGUACAUACUUAGUUAUAGGUUUAUAUAUUUAAAUUAAAAUGAAAAUUAGUGUGUGUAUUUGAAUUAAAGGCUGAAGCCGCAGUGUGUAUGCGCAAAUAAAUUUCGUUUAUACAUA